This is a messenger RNA of Candidula unifasciata, 807 nucleotides long. Lineage: Eukaryota; Metazoa; Mollusca; Gastropoda; Stylommatophora; Geomitridae. The record is from the annotation of a GenBank genome assembly.
AUGAUCAACGCUGCCAUCGUCAUGGGAGUGCAGGAGGUUGUGGACAUCGUCAAGGGUAUUUUAAGCAACCCUACAAUGGAGAACGUCAAUUUGUACACCAGCAUCAUUAAACGUGUGGGGCUGGACAUCUCGCUGCUGGACCAGGAAAAGAUCUAUCGUCACGGAUUUACCGACCUGAAACAGAACUCAGUCUUUCUGGGGAUCUGUGUUGACGAGUUUGAAGGAAUACUCAUGGACCCUGAGGUCAUGGUCACCAACGAGGCGGAGACGGUGGAGAUGAUCAUCAGCUGGAUCCAGUACAAUUACUUACAACGGAUCGGCUUCUUGGACCAACUGCUUCGUCACGUCAGCUUUGAGUGCAUCCCUCCAGCAGACUUGGUGGCGCUCUCUGAGAAAUACAGCCACAUCUUCGAAACCAACGCCGGAAACAGCUUCCUAUGCCAGGCAUUCAAGUACCACGCCCUGCAUUCACGAUUGCCCUGUGUUCCAACUGAAGGAACUCAACAUAUUGAUGAAAUGAAGCCAUCCGAUAAUAUCUCCAACAUAUCCAACAUCUCCCAAGAAUCAAAAAGACAAGCAUCAGAGGACAACCAAUCCCCGAAAGAGUAUUUACCAGAGGAGGGAUUGACAGCAAUUAAAACGACACUAUGGGGUCCGCAAACGCCAACAGAACCUGACUCGUUUGUCCCCCCUGGACGAACUAGUGAUCCAACUUCCGCAACUAACAACAGAUCACCACCGACUGCCACGAGAUCCUCCUCGUCUACUCCAGCAGCUAACAAUGGAACGCAGUCAGGUACGUCUUAG